AUUAGAUUGUAAUACUAUUAAAAUUUUAAAGGAUUCUACUAUAAAUGUUUAUCCUUUUAAUAUAAAGUGUAUAGAACAUUUCAUCUCUAAAUGCUUUGGAUGUUGUCAUACCUAAAAUUUGACCCCCUAAGAUAUCACAUUAUAUAUAAUCUCACAUGCUUCAUCAAUUCAAGACAGAUAUCCAGAGCAAUCACUUGUUCACCAAGUCCUCAUAUUAGGGUUUCAAGCCAGAAAAGUUAGGCAAAGGAUCAAUCAAUGAAUGAAAUCAUCCUCAGUAUAUCAUAAGAGAUCAAAAUGCUUCAUUCAUCCCCACAUGAUCUCAAAUCUAAAGGAAUCAAGCCUCAAGUUCAUCAAAAACACCAAAUUAGGAUUUUGGAUUCAUCAGGGACUGCAGUUAAGAUUUUCAUCUGGAAGGGACUUCAAGCUUCAAAAACAUGAUUCAAAGAGCUCAAGUAUCUUCAUAUGAUUCUCCUCAUAAAAUUCUAAGCCAAUGUGUGCUUCAAUACAUGAUCAACAAUUUCCAAAUUCAUCUAGACCCCAAUUAGGGUUUUUGACCUAAUUCACUUGGGAGGUUGACUUUUAGUCAAUACAUGAUUCCACGACUUAAAUCAUGGUUCAACAAUCUCCAAUGCUUCAUUAUGGUCCACUCGUAUCACUCAUUCGAUUGGAAGAGCUUGAUUCAUCAGAUACUUAGAAGAUGUCAAUUCAUUUGGAAAAAGUCAACUAUUUGAGAUCACCUUUGACUUUUGAGCUCAUUUUGAAGAGAAAAUCAAGAUCUACAACUUUGUCAAGGUGAAAUUUUUUGCAAAAAAGUGAAUGGUUUUUAAGUUAGAAGCUUGUGAACAUUUUUCCAACACUUAGAAAAAAUUUCUAACUCUUUUUUAUCAACUUUUUCACCAACUUCCAAGCCAUUUUUCACUUUGAUCCAAGAUGAAUUCAUUCAAGACAUCACCAAGAGAGUUGAAGAACAUCCUCCAAGCUUUCCAAAAAGUCCUAAAACAUCAUUUGAUUUUACUUGAGCAAGAAGUUAUGAAUUUUCAAAGAAGGCUCCAUAAAACUAGUUUCAAGCUUAACUAGUCUUACUCUUCACCAAUUUUCCACAAGUUCUACAUUCAAUUAGCACAUGUUUAUGCAUUUUCAUCAACCAAGAACAAGUGUAUCAUUUUGGAAUCAUUUCAAAAGAAUAUCAAAGUACCAUUUUCACUUAUCAUGUGAAAAAGUAAUCAUUACCAAUUUGAAAUCAUUUCAAAAUUUGGUGAUUCAUCAAGUUUAUCUCCAAAUUCCAAAUUGAUCCCUCACAAAAUCAGAUUUGAACUUGUAAUUAGAGGAAUGAGAAGUUUGUAGAAUUGAAUCCUAACCAAGCCAAAAAACUCAUCAUUACAUGAAAGGAAUAUUCCAUAGCUUAUUCACUAAGUAAUUCAACUUCAAGCUCAUUUGCUCUCAAGACAAUCUCAUCUCAUUUUCCUAUAAAUAGAGAGCUCAUCUUCAUUCAAAAUCCCACCAAAGCAACUUCAAUCCUGGCUUUCUCUAACUUCUCUCUUUUCUCAUUUUUCAAAAUUUCUCAUGGAGUAAAGAAGUGAAUUCUUCAAGCCAGAGCUUCUCCUUUGAAAUUGAGCAUUCAUACAGUUCAUACACAUCAUGUAGAAGUGAUCCAAGUCCUGGUUGGAGUUUUGAAACAUCAGAAUCAUCAUCUCCAUCUUCUUUGAGUGGUUGUAGUUGAGAUCGUGUAGAGAAAUUCAGAAGAUUCCAGGCCAAUGUGAGCAUCCAAACACCUUCCAUAAUCAUCAUAGAAGCUUCCCAGAUCAUAAUCUUGCAACUGGAACAUCCAUAUCAAGAUUUUGGAUUUUCACUUUGAAGUUUCGCAACUCCAAUCUAGGUGGGACCAACAGCAAAUAAAAGCUCACAAAAAGAGCUAGCUAGUCACAAUAUCUAAAGAAAACUAAACAACAAAGGUAUGUAGUCCUUACCAUAGAUAACACACACACGCACACAUCAUACAUACAACAAUAGCGCACGUACAUCAUGAUAUAUGUCAGGUAACUUAAUCAUUCCUUGAAUUUUGUAACUCUGAUUGAGGUGGAACCAGCAAAGAAUGAAAACUAACAAAAAAUGCUAGCUAGUCCUAGUAGAUAAACAAAACAUAAAUUGUAUAAAAAUGAUUUUCACGGGCAGUAGAUAGUAUCUUUUAGAAGUUGUGAUCAUUGCCAUUAGUUAUCAUCCUAAACAUGUAGUAAUGAAGUGUAUAAAUGUUAACUCAAACAAAUAAUAUAAAUUGAAACAACAUAAAUUAUUUAAGAUUAUAGACAUAUUUAAUAACUAGAACUCAACCACACAUAAACGAAUAAAAAUUCAAGAUGUGAAAAAAGAGGUUACCAACAAUGAAGCAUUUGAAGAUGGAAAAUGUUGGUGUUAUUUGUCAGACUAAUUAAUAGCUUCUUCUUCUGACUCUCACAAUAAAAAACACUUUUUCUCUCACAAAAUUUUGAGCACAUCUUUAGUCUAAAAAAUCUCUCAUGUUUCCUCACGGAAUGACACAUAUUUACAAUGGAAUGCUAGAGUUUUGGGUGAAGAUAAUGACAAACAUUGCUACGAUUUUGUCAUAGUGAUAGUGAUUGGUUAGGUAAUAAUGUUAUCAAAACUCUACCUUAAGUCAUCCACAGUACAUCAUGCAAGGCAAUAAAUAUAUCACCAAACUGACAAGGCAAAAGAAGAGUAAAUGUGAAAGUAAAAAUAUGACUACCACGAAAGAGGAAGAUUCUUUAGUUAAAUGUUUAAAAUUAACCUUGACAACUUCUCUAAUUAGUCUUUGAUCAUUAUUAAAUAUUUUUUCAUUUUUUCUUUGUCUCUGAAUUUGAAUAUUUGAUUUUUUUUUUAGAAAACACUAAAAUCUUAAAUGAAUGAUUUUUUGGGUUUUCAUGAUUAGAUUAAAAUAAAUAGUAAUUUUUAUAGUAAAUGAAAAAUAAAAAACUAAACUGAAAUAUUUUUGUUUUUUGAAGUUAAUCGAUGGAAUUUAACAAACAAUAAAAAUUGAAAAAUUCAUUUUAAUGAUAAUGUAAUUAUUAACCAAAGGAUAAGUAAGUAAGGUCUUUAGACAAUGUGCCAAGGUAUCUAAAACAACAAAUGCAAAUAAGCUAAAAAGCUACCCUUAAUACCACGUCAAAAUUAUGUCAAGAAAUAUGUGAAAAAUAACAUUUCUCAUUAUGACUUGAGGCAAUCUUAUAAAUAUACAAAGUUGAAAAUAUUUAUAAAAAAACAUGAGUAAAUUAUUUCUCUUUUAAAUCAAAUAUUUUUCACCCUUUUUUUCAUUAGACAAAAAAAGUUGUAAUCAUAUUUGAGAAGAUGUUAAUAAUUUAAAUGAGUAUGAUACAAAAAAAAAAAAUAGAAACUAACAUCAAAACAUAAUAAACAGACACACAAAAUCUGAGAUUAAAACAAAUAAACAAAAAAACACAUGAAGAAAGAAAGAAUUAUUUAAAUAUUUUGGAUUGUUUAAUUACUUUUAGAAGGAGGUAGAGAGUUAGGUUAGUUGAAAGACUCCUUUUUGAAGGUGGAUUGCUAUUAUUUCUUAAGAUUGUGUUUGAGAGUUUGGAGAGGAGUAGAAGACUUCCAAAAACGUUUUAAAAAAAUAUAAAAAAAUAUUUAAUAUUUUUUGAAAAAAUGAUUUUGUUUAGAAUGAUAAAAGAGUCAUUAUUAUUACAAAAAUUUUAAUUUUCAAAAUAGUAUAACAACCUAAAAGAUAUUUAGAAAAUUUAUAUAAGCUCUUCAAAACCCUCCUUCAAUAUAAUCUGCAGGUCUCGAUCCAUUUGGACCCGUUGCAUCUCGUGCUUCUUGAGUAGAAGUCGAAUUUUCCGCUCCUGAUCCUGAACCUUGUGGGGGAUCUUGAUUACCCCCUGCACUGGCCGUAACGACCAUUUUCUUGUUGUACCUUCGUUUGGGAAUCGGUUGUGCACUGUCUUUUAAUUUACCGUUCCUAAGGUUCAUACAAGGUCUUGAUAUUGUCUAGACAAAAACAAAACAAUUGAUUAAAACAAUCCGCGUGACACUGUCCCACUGGGCGUGCCAAUUUGUUUACGGUGAUUUCCGGUAAACAACCGCUAGUCUUCCAAACUAUAAUAAAUAUGAUUUGGUUACUUGCAGGAUCGACUAGAUUGAUCCUAGGACACAUAGUCUAGAAGAUUGUUAUCAAUGUUCAUUUGAAUCAUAUUCGUAAUUUGUCCUCUUCGAUGAGUAUUGUUCGAUUCAAGAAUCUUGGUAAUUGCUUCGUUAUAUGUAAUUAUAACUUCAACAAGAAAGAUAAAUAACAUAACAUAUGAAACUUAAAGAUUGUUAAAACAUAAAGAAUCUUAAACUGCAGAAACGUUAAAGACUUUAAAAGUAAAUGAUCAUGAAAGUAAAUUCGGAAAUAAAAUAAAGAUACAGGAAUGUAAAUGACAAGAAAUAAAAGAAAUGCAGUAAUUCAGAAAUGUAUUCGAAAAUGAAAUACAAUACACAUGUAUUAAAAUGGUGGUGUCAUACGUACAUUUUCUCAGCGAACUCUUUCUCGUAACACUUGAUACUUGAGUAAAUAUGUGAGUGAUUUGUACAAAAUGAACACCCGGAAUCCUAACAUUAAAACUCCUAUUUAUACUAGUUUCGACCUUAACGGUCCUACACUAAUCUGCUGCCACGUUUCUCAUCAGAACUUCCAGCGAAGCCAUCUGUAUUUGAACGGUUACGAAACCGUCUUCGAAUUUCAAAUCUUCCCGCCUGAGUCCAUCUUCGACGCGUGGCAGUGUAAAAACACUAUGAAAACACGCUAAGUAGUAACACUUAAAUAUAUACUUUAUAAACUUUGUCUAAGUCUCGAAGACAUAUGCUUUCAUUAGUCUUUCAGUGUUCACUAUCUUCAACGAACUUAGAAGUCUGUAUCUUCGAGGCAUGACCAUCAGUAGCCAUUCUUUCACUUUUUUAAGGGAUGGCCAUCAGUAACCAUCUUUCCUUCGAUUCUCAACUCCUUCGAAGGACAAUAUAAAACGAAAUCUUCAGCUAACAAAUUGCCCCCAAUAAAUGCCUGUUUCGAGAAUCAACAGAAAUAGGCGUUUCUUGUCAUUAUAAGAUUUCGUUUUUAUGAUCUUUGAAAGUUCCAAGACUGCUGACUAACGUCAUAAUCACUGAUAACACUGUUUCCGAAACGUCUUAUCAUUUUCAAAGAUGUCUUCUCAUAACUUACAUUCCCACGUUUUAACCUUACUUACUGAUCAUUACUCCUACAUACUAGGAGUGAAGCUAACUCAUUCGACCGCCGUUGGAUUAAAUCACCAGCCGCCACGUGUCUCUCGGGUUUUACCCAAAAGAUUUAAAAGGGUUUCCUUUAAACCUUUAAAUAUUUGACCUUGUGCCUUUAUACCGCCUUCCAUUCAUCUUCUACACCGAGAAAACUAAGAAUAUCUUCACUCUUUCUAAAAUCUUGCUCUUUUUAGCAAAAACUCUUCCAUGGCUUCAUCUUCAAAUGUUCUUCAACCCGCUUUGAAGCUCCAAUCAACAACACGUUCUGGGGAACGAGAGUUCGUUCCAAACCCUAACACUGAAGAAAUACGCGCAAUCUACGCUUCCCAGGUAAUCAUACCUUUUGAUCUUUCUGGAAAAACUCUUGCUUUUAUGGGUCCGUUACCGAGUGAAAGUAUCCAAUCUGUAAAUAAAUUCUUCCCUGCUUAUUACAAGACUAGACCAUUAGUUAGCAAAGUUAAGAUAGAUGAAGACGGUCGUUCUCCUUUAGGCAAAUCUGCUAACGUUGAGAAAACUUCAACUGCAACCCCUUUAGCUUUAGCAAAAAUUAGGUUAAACUAUAUGACCAAUUCUGUAAAAGUUUUUAGGUCAAUCCCUUUAGCCAAAGAUCCUGACUUGUAUUAUGCUUGGCUAGAAAAGGUAGAGAAACAAAAAGGGUCCUUUUGGAAAUCGUUAGGGAUAUACGAUUUGAUCCAACUGUCAAAAACAGGUUUAGAAUACAACCAACCCAUGUUAGUAGCAGCGGUUCAUUUCUGGGAUGCUUCUCACAAUACCUUCCAUCUUCCAUGUGGAAUGGUUACCCCCACACUUUUUGAUGUGGCUGCUAUUACGGGACUUCGAACAACUGGCGAAACCUUUGAUCCUAAUGACAUGGAUAAUGACACUAUAGGUUUCAACGAUUCGCAAGUUACUUACACGGCAUUCAUCCAGAAACACCAUAUUACCACCGAAGCGACAGUAUCUGACGAAGAGCAUAUUGCUUUUCUAGCAUUAUGGCUCUCACGGUGCGCCUUCUGCUCAAGAUCUAUCCAGGUUGCAAAGAGGUACCUUUGCAUGGCUAAUCAGUUGCAUGCUGGUAGAAAACUCAACCUCAGCCAACUACUUCUAGGGUCUCUUUACGAAAACCUUAGUGAAGCUGCGAAUCUUACCAAGAAUUUCAAAUCUGGCAGUUUACUUUAUGCUGGUCCUUUUUGGUUAUUGCAACUGUGGCUCAAUGCCACAUUCGAAACUUAUCUUCCUUUUCGAGGAGAUGUCAAUGAGGAAGAUAGCACAAUCAAAAAUCGAACUAUAGAAGGGACCAGGUUAGCUUACCUAACUCCAAAAGAGGAAAUGGGAAAGCUUCAUGAACAUUUCUUGGCGUAUUCAAUGAUGUUUGCUCGGCGUGAUCAGUUCGAUCCUUCCAUGGCCCCAUUUGUACACAGAAUAAUAGGUCCUGAAUGGUUUACUCGAAAAUUUCCACCAACAUCUCAAGAUCAGCAAACUGAAUCCAUGGAAAUUUGGGAAGCCUUUCUGACUCCAAGAUUAUUUUCCCACCGUCUUCGACCAUCAAAGGGUCAAUGUAUCCUCAUGUGUUAUCAACCAAAUUUGGUCUCGAGGCAGUUUGGGCUAACUCAAAUAACACCCAAGUGCUUAUAUGAGAAAAGGAACCAUAUGUGUUUCCACACUUUGUAUCUGACUGAAGAAGAAUGUGAACGAAAGAUCAACAAAUAUACUGGCGUUGCCAACCUUUCUCCUAUUCCUUUCGAACCUUCUUUUUAGUCUACACCAGAUUUUCAUCAAUGGUGGGCAGAGUAUUAUAGCUCUCAAAUUUUUGAUGCUGAUAGCCUUGCUCAAGAACUAACCGCAGCUUUCACUGAUGUGCAGGAGAACUUCAAAAAAGGUACUUCAACUCAUAUUAAAGAAAUCCAAGCUUUUCAAAAAUUCUUUGAAACUAUCUAUAGGCCUGAUGAUCUUAGUCGGACCGUUCGUGAGGCUGCAGUCACUUUGCGCGAAAAGUUUUCCACCAAACUAAAUAAAUUGAAAUUGCCCUCGUAUGUUCGACCAGAACUACGUUAUGAAGUGGCUUUCAAACUUCAUCCUCCAAAAUUCCCUCCACUACCAAGUGCUGAUUUUGGUGUGGCUCUAAGUCCUCCUUUCCCAGACUGGUUCGUGUGUGGGAAUGCUCUCAAAAUUCUUCAAGAGAGUGCCAAAAAACGCGCUGAACGAGUGGUUCCGACUAAGCAUACCUUGGAUACUUUCAAAGGACAUCUUCAUAUAGAUCUUAAACACGUUCGUGUCCUGACUCCAAUACCUGAAGGUUUGGAUUAAGGCAAUCUUUUUCGACUGACUUUUCUUU
Messenger RNA from Vicia villosa (hairy vetch), 7600 nucleotides. RefSeq lists its product as uncharacterized. Lineage: Eukaryota; Viridiplantae; Streptophyta; Magnoliopsida; Fabales; Fabaceae. The record is from RefSeq and is a predicted model, not a curated record. Gene Ontology annotation, biological process: meristem maintenance; meristem development. The transcript has 2 exons. Bases 5473 to 7023 code for a protein of 516 amino acids.